GUUGUGUGGUUGCUGUGGUAGGCGAUGGGUGAACUAUUGGAUUUGGUCGUAAAACGCGUUAUUUAAGUCAACUUUACGGUCCGGGUGCUGCCGUACGGAAGGGUUGCCCGGGCGUAAAACUCACCCGUCCCUGUACAGAAGUGAUUACGGUGCCAGAACAGGCCACCCGCGUGUGUUUGCUCAAUACGUCGAACAGAAAAAAAAUGUUCUCCAGUCGACUCGCAGCGCUCAACUAUUUUUGGCAUUGAUUUUAUGACCGUGUAGUAUUUUGUUUCUCGGGUUUUCCACCGAGAGAAGUAUUCUUUAUUUUCCCCCCGCUUCGCGAUUUAUCCGUGACCGAUGAGAUCAGACCGCUCUGUUCUGAAUGCGGCAAUUAUUAAGUAUUAGUCAUUUACAUACUGUGCUUGUGAGACGUGCUAGAGGUUCUCUCGUUGAAGUUUGUGAAAGAAAGGCGAGCAAAGAUAUCGAUACAAUCAAUCAUCUCCUCGAGCAACCUGUUCCGGUUUUCGGGACGGACGAUACGAUGCGUACAACGCGUUAAUCCUCCUCCCAGCGGCACAAACAUCAACUCUCCGCCAAAACCAUGUCCAACACGAUUGAAGACGAUGCCGCGAUACAAGGGCAAAAUGUGCUUGAACGGAUUAGCUCACUGCUCAACGGUGGUUCGUCCGGUUCGUCUACAGGGGCGACCGGUACAACAUCUGCCGCACCCAGCACGCUGGUGCUGGAGGACAUCUCGCAAACACGAACCGUCCACGAGGAGGAAAUACUGCUCAUCAACGGUAUACCGGUACGCCUUCCGGCGGAAAACUCCGACCACAGCACGGCGAGUGAUGGCACGGACGAUGACGCCGUUUCGAUACGCGACGCUUUGCGGGCCGGAGAGAUUCCAUCCAUCUUAGUAUUAAACCGCAUAAUCGAGAAGCUGCAUCGGAGCAAUACGGGCCCGGGUAUGGUGGUUGCCGUCGAAACCUCGCUAACCGUGUCGAACUGCCGCAAAACGACGGAAAAGUGUGUCGUGCAACCGAUCCCGACCGGGCGCACCGGUGACCCGGUGGUGAACCCGUGGGAGGUGACCGAGGAACGGGUCGAAAAGCAGCUUUACAACAGCCGUACGGUCGAGAUGACCGAGGGUUACAGGGGACCAGCGGACGGUAGCAUGGCGAACCAGAAACACUGCUGGCCAAGCGGUAGCGUAGACUCGGGCCAGUGGACCGAAACGGACGCACCGGAAAUAAAACACGCUGCGGAUCCUCAGUACACGAAGGCGGACGACCUGCUGCUACACUACACCGAAGGUAACCUAAUAUCGGGUUCGCUGGACGGACUGCUGACACAUUUUACGCCCACCGUCUCGUACAUUCCGGACCGUUCGUUCAUCUUUACCUUCCUGCUUGCCGCACGUCAGUUCCUGCGCCCGGACGAAAUACUGGAGAAGACGCUCCGUGCGGCGUUGACGAACGGUGGCACAUCCAACCUGCCCCAUCUGCUCGCCGCCUGGAUGCAUGACUUUCCGUACGACUUUCGGGAUGAGCGUAUGAUGCGGCUGGUGCGCAGCUUCACGGAGCAGCAAUCGUCCAACGCUUCGCUCCCGCACGACCAACCGGACCGUGCCCGGUCAUCGAACCGUGGCUCGGUCCGCGAGCGGAGUACACUGUCCCGUGCGCUGCGACGCCUCGCACACCAACUGGCCAAGCUGGAAAAAUACGAGCUGGAAAAGAGCAACCUGCAACAGCUAAAGUACGGUGCGGAUGAGUGGAAAACGGCCCCGUCGCUGGUCGAGCUGGCGAGCGGUUCGCCCGUACUGAUGGCCAACACACUGACCGCCAUCGAGGCGGAACGGUUUUCAUUCAUCGGGCUGGAAGAAUUUUUCCCCUCGCCGUGCAGCGGUACGUCCAGCGGUUCCGGGUCGAGCUACCGCGCUGGUACGACCGGCAGCAAUCUGCUCGCGUACGUCCAGUGGUACAACCGGUUGACGUACGUGGUCGCGACAGAUAUACUGCGUUCGCCGCGCAAACGUCACCGUGCCCGGGCGGUGGAGUAUUGGAUCGAAACCGGCAGGGAAUGCUUUAAUCGGGGCAACUUCAAUAGCCUCAUGGCCAUCAUCGCUACCCUUACCGGUGGCCCAAUAGGACGGUUAAAGAAAACGUGGACGAAGGUUACAUCGUCGUCGUCGUCGCUACUGUCCGGUAUGACGUCGUCGAGCAUGAUUUCCAGUGCCAGCGGGAUCGGUAACAGCUCUUCCACGUGCAGCAGUGCGGCUGGCGGUGGCCGCCAGCAACUUGCCAUUCUCGAGCAUCAGGCCGAUCCGACAAACAACUUUGCAACGUACCGUGCGACACUACAGGCGGCGGCCUGGCGCAGCUGUCCUGCUAGCUCUCGAUCCUCCUCCACGUCCUCUUCCAGGUCGUCGCAGGAAAAUUCGUCUUGCUCGUCGGACGACGGGCAGGGUCAGACGAAUGCGAAGAAAGGUUCCGCUGUCGCGGUGUUGCCGUUCUUCAGCCUGCUGCUAAAAGAUCUACACUUCUUAAACGAAACCAGUGGCAGUUCGAUCCUCCCGAAUGGACACAUAAAUUUCGAUAAAUGGCGUCAGCUAGGCGAACGGUUAUCGGAGGUACGCCGCUGGCAGCGGCAGAGCAGCUAUCAACGCCGUUGCCGGCUAGGUCGGCGGCACAAAUCAGUCACGUCGGCCGAGGUAACAGCGCUGCGUGAUGCCAUCGAGCGGGGCGCUGUAAUAGGCGACCGAGACACGAACGGUGCGCACGAAGCAUCGAAAACGGGCCGUGAUCACACAGAUGGCGGUAACGAUGACGGUGAGCGCGGUGCGGCCGCACUAGCCAAAGUGAGCUACGAGCGGGAAGCACCGGAAGGUGCGGUAGAGAAAUCCCACUGGAAAUCAUUACAACAGUAUCAUGCUUAAGAGGGUUAAGUUAUACGUAUGACAGUAAGGGAGCAAAGAACAGUAUAGGCCGAUAUCGCGUAAGUCAUUAUCUAUUUAUUUCAUUUAUGUGUUUUUUUAAAACAAAGUAUAUUUAUGUAACAGAUGUAUGUGUAUUUUUUAAAAAAAUGGUAACAGUAGCGAGGGAAUGCGAUUAGAAGUCACCUAGGUAUUGUGAUUUUACAGCUUAUUAUUUUAAAAACAUUGUUUUUAAUACCUUUUGGGUAGGGAUUUCGGGCAGACUAGGGCAGCCACUAACACAACGGGUGGGUAGUUUAUAGGAGUGUACAUUUAGUCGUGUAUGUCCCAUACGCCCACUGGCAGCAACUUCAUCCUUAGGUAAUAGGAAGUUAGCAGAUAGCGAGGGGCCGUGCAUUGCCAAACCAUUCAUAAACAGCUGCAUUCCGUAAAGAAAUGGUUGCAGGAAAGGGAAGCGAAUCAGGUAAUCUCAUUAGACGAACCGAUGGCGGCCAAUGUUUGCCAAUCAAUCGACAGAUCCGGAGUCUUGGACGACUCCGUUUUGCCCUAGUGCAGGUGCAUUUUUUUAUGUUAGCUUGGUAGGAUAAAUUACUUUCCACAUCAGUAUGCUACUCAAUCUCAGUAGAAAUGGUGGUCCGGUACUGUGCGACCAUCAUUUGUAGCCAAACAGCAACGUAAAGAAGCCAGAUGUAUUAUGCUUUGUUUUUCGUCGCAUCCCAUCAUCAUCCCGGGGGGAGGGGAGCCAUACGAUGGCGGAUGGGGGACAUCCAUCGUUUUUUUAUGUAAACCGAACGAACGUGAAUUACCCUUUUGACACAUUUAUACACAAAUUCACGCAUCGUGCGGGAUGAUGAUGAUGGUGGCGGUAACUGGAAUAGCACAAAACCAUGGAAAUAUUAAGAUUUCACUUUCCAACCCAAACCCCCACUCCACCCGACAUUCCCUCUUCUCUCCCCCACCCAAAAAAAAAAACUAACGAACAACCGCCGGUCAGUCUUUUUUAAAACAAAACUAACGUAACGAAAACAAAGCAAAAAAAAAAACAAAAACAAAAAAAAACAAAACACAAUUCACACAUGUAUUCCGGAUAUUUAUGUGUAGUGGCAAAAAGAGAGAAAAAAAAGGAUUAAAGAAAAGCAAAACAACAAUCGAAAAAAAAAACGGACACGAAGAGUUAGCACAGAAACCGCACACUCACACACAGCCAAUAAUGUGUGCUCACGGGCUCGAUUUUUUGCAUAAUGACAUAAUCAUAAAAUUAAUUUCCAGUCAUUAAAUAUUCAUAUGUACGGUGGAGUUCAAUAAAUAGACGAAGGCUUAAAUUA
This is a messenger RNA of Anopheles moucheti, 4242 nucleotides long. RefSeq names its product ras-GEF domain-containing family member 1B-like. Lineage: Eukaryota; Metazoa; Arthropoda; Insecta; Diptera; Culicidae. Gene Ontology annotation, biological process: Ras protein signal transduction; positive regulation of GTPase activity. The record is from RefSeq and is a predicted model, not a curated record. Gene Ontology annotation, cellular component: plasma membrane. The transcript is spliced from 4 exons. The coding region runs from base 584 to 2920 and encodes 778 amino acids. Gene Ontology annotation, molecular function: guanyl-nucleotide exchange factor activity.